AUGAGCACUGGUUCAGAGAACGAUCAGAUGUCUACUAAUUCAGCAGCACAGGCAAAGAGUACAGACACACAGAAGGCGGCAGCCUUUCUGGCUGGUCUGUCCUUGUACCAGAUGAUUCAUGUUGCAAUAUCAGCCGGCAACUUUACGGUAGGAAGAUUUCAGAUUCCUCAGAAAUAUGUCAGCCUGUACAUCAACAGGAUGAUUAUUUCGAAUAGGGUCUUCUCAUUGGUUGGGAUUAUACUUACUACGCUCUAUGAACAGUUUGAUGGACCUGGUAUUCCUAAGUUGAACAUUGGACUGUUCGGACUUCUAUUAUUAUCCCACAUAACCUUGUUUCUUACAUAUUGUUCAGGAGGAGCUCAGGGUCAUAUUACGCUAUACUACUGGAUUGUUGUCGUAGUGGCUUUUAUCAUUGGAUUGUGUUUUGUGUUCACUGUUAAGUUGGCCAGUAAUGCAAUCAUUUAUCUUCUUGCGGCACUGCCCAUAUCCGGAAUUCUGGCAUCCUCCUAUCACAUAUCGUUCAUACUCAUUUCUCAGUAUUUUAACGUCUCAAACGUAUAUUACUGGUUGGUGUUUUGGCAACAUAUUUGUGCGAUAUCAUUGAUAUCUGUGACUACUGUGGUAUGGAUAUUUGCGUAUGGAAAUGGAGGUGAGGGAACCUCUUCAAGUACCACAAGCGGUUCUAGUGGUAGUUCUGGAAGUAGUAGUGGUAGUGAAGGACAUAAAGGUUUUUUGACAGCAUUAGGUUAUGCAAUAUCUCCACUAUUAUUGGUUGCAUUUGGGUACGGUAUACAGAACAUGUUCUAUCCCUCCGUGGCUCCAUACAAAAUCAUUGGCAUAGACAAGGGUUACAAGAUUGAUGUGGCGGUUUUAUUCACGAGUGCUGUACCACCAUUGAUCUUCUUGGGUCUGAUCUCCAAAGGAAAGGGUCCAGACAAACCAUGGACUGGUCAAGAUGAUAGAUGGUGGCAUGGAGCUUGGGGAUUCUUCGGAAUAGAGGUAAUGUGUGCAAUUAUCUUCUUUUCCACUCUGCAUUAUCCAAAUAGUGCUCUACCAAGAAGUAUAAGAAAUAGUAUUUGGGGUCUUGGAUUCUUCACAGUACUCUACGAUUUCUCCGCACAGAUGACUAGAUGCAUAGGAAGUAACGGAGUUGAUAAACAGAAGGGUGACGCUGCUCCAAAGAUGAACACGCUAAACUCCUUUUUGUACUCAUUCACCCAGGUCAUCUUUGCAUUUCUAGGAGACGGAUAUAUUAGAACAUAUCGCAAAGCAGAGGAAAGUUCAGAUUUAUGGCCAACCGCUCACUACACCAAUAAAAGAGCAUUCUGGUUCUGGACCUGGAGUACAACAAAAGUGGCUUUAGGAACGCUAAAAGGCGCAUUCAGCACAGAUGUUAGGGCUGAGAUUCUUGUUAAAAAGGAGCAUCUAUUUAUUGUAUAUGAAGAUGGUCCACCUGAGGGUGAUCCCUUCUUUGAUCUACCAUUUAUUCACAAGAAGGAGGAGUCUCCAGAUAAUCACAGUUUCAAGGGAGCGUACAUUUUUCACUAG
Messenger RNA from Theileria equi strain WA, 1548 nucleotides. RefSeq lists its product as hypothetical. Lineage: Eukaryota; Apicomplexa; Aconoidasida; Piroplasmida; Theileriidae. The transcript has a single exon. Bases 1 to 1548 code for a protein of 515 amino acids. The record is from RefSeq and is a predicted model, not a curated record.